AGGGUGUGGACCGGCUCGGACUCCAGACAGCCACCGGCCUCCCCACCCCUCCCUAGAAAGGCUCGGGAAGUCAGCCGCCGCACCAGACACACAGCACAGCACCAGCGUCAGGCUGCCGAGGCCAGGGCCGGUCCGGCGGGCGUGCGCACGCGCACCGGCGCGCGCCGGCCGUCGGUCACGUGGCCCGCGGCCAGGGCUCGCGAAGCCGGAAGUGUCCCGAGGCGCAAGGAGGCCGCGGGAGCCCGCUGGCGGUGGCGCGACGGAGACCGGGCGCGUUUAAUAAGAAGAUCUCCUGACCAAGCCGAGAUGCAGAGCACCUCUAAUCAUCUGUGGCUUUUAUCUGAUAUUUUAGGCCAAGGAGCUACUGCAAAUGUCUUUCGUGGAAGGCAUAAGAAAACUGGUGACUUAUUUGCUAUCAAAGUAUUUAAUAACAUAAGCUUCCUUCGUCCAGUGGAUGUUCAAAUGAGAGAAUUUGAAGUGUUAAAAAAACUCAAUCACAAAAAUAUUGUCAAAUUAUUUGCUAUUGAAGAGGAGACAACAACAAGACAUAAAGUACUUAUUAUGGAAUUUUGUCCAUGCGGAAGUUUAUACACUGUUUUAGAAGAGCCAUCUAAUGCCUAUGGACUACCAGAGUCUGAAUUUUUAAUUGUUUUGCGAGAUGUGGUGGGUGGAAUGAACCAUCUACGAGAGAAUGGCAUAGUGCACCGUGAUAUCAAGCCAGGAAACAUCAUGCGUGUUAUAGGGGAAGAUGGACAGUCUGUGUACAAACUCACAGAUUUUGGUGCAGCUAGAGAAUUAGAAGAUGAUGAACAGUUUGUUUCUUUGUAUGGCACAGAAGAAUAUUUGCAUCCUGAUAUGUAUGAGAGAGCAGUGCUAAGAAAAGAUCAUCAGAAGAAAUACGGAGCAACAGUUGAUCUUUGGAGCAUUGGGGUAACGUUUUACCAUGCAGCUACUGGAUCACUGCCGUUCAGACCAUUUGAAGGGCCACGUAGGAAUAAGGAAGUGAUGUAUAAAAUAAUUACUGGAAAGCCUUCUGGUGCAAUAUCUGGAGUACAGAAAGCAGAAAAUGGACCAAUCGACUGGAGUGGAGACAUGCCUAUUUCUUGCAGUCUUUCUCGGGGCCUUCAAGUUCUACUUACCCCUGUUCUUGCAAACAUCCUUGAGGCAGAUCAGGAAAAGUGUUGGGGUUUUGACCAGUUUUUUGCAGAAACUAGUGAUAUACUUCAUCGGAUGAUAAUUCAUGUUUUUUCACUGCAACAAAUGACAGCUCAUAAGAUUUAUAUUCAUAGCUACAAUACUGCUACUGUAUUUCAUGAACUGGUAUAUAAACAAACCAAAAUUAUUUCUUCAAAUCAAGAACUUAUAUAUGAAGGACGACGUUUAGUUAUAGAACCUGGAAGACUGGCACAGCAUUUUCCUAAAACUACCGAGGAAAAUCCCAUCUUUGUAGUGAGUCGGGAACCUCUGAGUACCAUAGGAUUGAUAUACGAGAAAAUUUCCCUUCCUAAAGUACAUCCACGUUACGAUUUAGAUGGGGAUGCUAGCAUGGCUAAGGCAAUAACAGGAGUUGUAUGUUAUGCUUGUAAAAUUGCCAAUACCUUGCUGCUUUAUCAGGAAUUAAUGCGAAAGGGGAUACGAUGGUUGAUAGAAUUAGUUAAAGAUGAUUAUAAUGAAACUGUUCACAAAAAGACAGAAGUUGUGAUCACACUGGAUUUCUGCAUCAGAAACAUUGAAAAAACUGUGAAAGUAUACGAAAAGUUGAUGAAGAUCAACCUAGAAGCAGCAGAGUUAGGUGAAAUUUCAGACAUACACACCAAAUUGUUGAGACUUUCCAGUUCUCAGGGAACAAUAGAAACCAGUCUUCAGGAUAUCGAAAGCAGAUUAUCUCCAGGUGGAUUGUUGGCAGACAUGUGGGCCCAUCAAGAAGGCACUCAUCCAAAAGAUAGACAUGUAGAAAAGCUACAAGUCCUGCUAAAUUGCAUCACAGAGAUUUACUAUCAGUUCAAAAAAGACAAAGCAGAACGUAGACUAGCUUAUAAUGAAGAACAGAUCCACAAAUUUGAUAAGCAAAAACUGUAUUACCAUGCAACAAAAGCUAUGACCCAUUUUACAGACGAAUGUGUUAAAAAAUAUGAGGCAUUUUUGGAUAAGUCAGAAGAAUGGAUGAGAAAGAUGCUUCAUCUUAGGAAACAGUUAUUAUCACUAACUAAUCAGUGCUUUGAUAUUGAAGAAGAAGUGUCAAAGUAUCAAGAUUAUACAAAUGAGUUACAAGAAACUUUGCCUCAAAAAAUGUUUGCAGCCUCCAGUGGAAUCAAACAUACCAUGACCCCAAUUUAUCCUUGUUCUAAUACAUUAGUGGAAAUGACUCUUGGUAUGAAGAAAUUAAAGGAAGAGAUGGAAGGAGUGGUUAAAGAACUUGCCGAAAAUAAUCAUAUUUUAGAAAGGUUUGGCUCUUUAACCAUGGAUGGCGGCCUUCGCAAUGUUGACUGUCUUUAGCUUUCUGGGAAGUUCGAGAACAGUUUUAGUUUGCACAAGAAAAUAAUGCUGAGACAUUCAUUAAAUGAGUGCCUCUAUAAGUGGUCUCUUAUUUCUACAAUUCAGUAUUUGAUGUGGUCAUGUAAAUAUGUACAAUAUUGUAAAUACACAAGAAAAUAUAUAAAUUUUUGGCUGCUGUUAAGAUGUAAUUUUACCUUUUAACAUUUAUAAUUAUAUGAGGACAUUUGACCUCAGUGAGCACUAGAAGAAAGCCAUGACCGAUAUGUUGAAAUACUGGAGUAAGGCUAACUGGGUUGUUUCUCCGCCUGCCUACUGGAAACAUUUUUUAAAUGGAACCAAAAUUGUCAUCCUUACAAAUCAGAAAAGACUGAUAGUUGACAGGUUUGUAAGUGAUAGGAUGGAGAAGUGGCUUCUUUGGGUGAAGAGCAGAACCAAACCACUGUUUUACUAGGAUCACAAUUUUGGGGGAAGGAUAAAGUGACAUUAUUUCAUUUUACAAGGUGCCCAGAUCCCAGUUAUCCUCACGUCUCUUUAAUUUCAGAUAAAUUAUUGAGCAAAAUUUUUAAAGUGAUUUAAUUAUUAAAAACUAUUCAUUUUAUUUUGGCCAUAAGUGUAUGAUUGUCAUAAAACAUUUUAGGGUUAUUUCCACUGUUUCAAGCUGUAUAUUUCUUGUUUAAUUUAAUUCUGCUUACUCCAUCAUGAAAAAAUAUCAAUAAAUUUCUCAAUUUUAAUGUAAAGAAUUUGUAUUUUUCUGUGUACAACAGUUUGAGAAACAAAAGGUGUCUUUUGAAAGAAAGAAUAUCGAUGGUGAUGGUAAGUUAUUCUCAGACUGUUGGAUAUAUGGACGGUUUUGUUUCUCUUCUAAGUCUGAUUCCAAGUUUAGUAUAAGUUCUCCCAUAAAUGUAUACAAAUCUAAACGGAACAUUCUCUUUGAAAAAUCUACCCAGAGUCCUUUGCUAAAGGGUAUGUUCAGCAAGGAAUUAUUUCUCCAACAAGGGUGUGGUUUUGGUUGUGGUUUCUGAUUUACCAGAUUAUUGAAGUGUGCGUGUAUACAACCUGCGUAUCACAAAGAUACCACGUCCCAAAGACUAAAUAAAUUCGACUCCCAUGAGCAUUGGAAAACUGAAAAUGGAUUAGGACUUAAUUUGAAAUCGCAAUGCAUUAUCAUAGUGGAGAAUUUUAAGCAUCAUCUGUAUGCAUUCUAGACAUACAUGCACGAGUAGGUAAAUGGUCUCUGUCAAACACCUGUUCGGGCUUAGAGUUUGUGGGGGGGGGGGGGGGCUAUCUGUUGAAUCCCUCUUGAUUUUAAUUUUCCAUUCGACUAUCUGACACACGUGUAUUUAAUUGUAUCACUUUUAAAUCUGCGUAUCACUGAACACCAGGUUAUGUGAUUACUUAAUACGUUUGCAGAUUUAGUUUUCAGCACCUCUGGAAAAGGUCUCCAAUAAACAAACUCUUGCUGCGGGGACUGAAGUUUUAGGAGCUGUAUUGUUAAGAGCAAAUCCAUUCCGUGUUAAUAUUGGUUAAGAGUUAAGGUUUUAUUCCCCAUUACAGCAACAUGAAAACCAAGCAUUCUUGCUUUUUAAUAUUUUACCUUCAAAAAUAUAACCCUCUUUCAGAACAGUUUAAGUUAAUAAAUACAUGGUGAUGCUACUCUGCUAACCUAAUAAUAACCUAAUAAGUUGCAUCUCCAGUCUAGUAGCCUUUUUUCCAUAUUAGGAUAUAUUUCUUAAUGGUAGGGAUUAAUGAUAUAAAAACGGUAUAUAGCUAGUGGAUUUAGUUUUUCACAUAAGUUAUAGUUCUUUUUUUUUAUUAUUUUAAUGUCUAUUUAUUUAUUUUGAGAGAGAGAAAAAAGGCUGGGAAGGAACAGAGAGAGAGAGGGGGAGAGAGAAUCCCAAGCAGCUCUGUGCUGUUAGUGCAGAUCCCAAGGUGGGGCUUGAUCUCACAAAUCGUGACCUGUGACUUGAGCCUAAAUCAAGAGUUGGACGUUUAACUGACUGAGCCACCCAGGCGCCUCAGGUUACAGUUCUAACACCACAAGAAAUAAAAAUGAAGUAAGUGAACGUAAAGCAUAUGGGAAAAAAGAUAUUUUUGAGUAAAUCAAAAAGGAAUUAGAGGUUAGGGAAGAGAUGUGAAAAAUAAUCCCAUAACAUCUUCUGGAGUUCCAGGUUCAAUUAUUUUGGAAACUACCAAGUAUUGUAUUAGUGGCUUAUAGACCUCCUUACACUUUGUCAAGCAGGGUACCUCUUCUUAGAUACAAAAGAUCUUUUCCUCAAAAUUCUUCUUUAAAAUAUAUUUAUCAGUAAAUUAACCAGAAAGAAAUUAUAAUAGUCUUGGAUUUUUCUUGUUUUCCUGUUUUUGUUUAUUUGUUUUUGAGAGAGAGGUUUCUGAGUGAAUAGGUUCACUUUCGUGUUCUAUGGUAAAAAUAAGAAGUUGUUUGGAAUUAAAGGCACUAUCAGUAGGAAUAAACAAUCUCCAUUGAAAUAUCAAAAAUCUAUUCUCCUGGGGCUCCUGGGUGGCUCAGUGGGUUAAGUGUCCGACUUGGGCUCAGAUCAUGAUCUCACAGUUCGUGAGUUCGAGCCCCUUAUCAGGCUCUGUGCUGACAGCUCAGAGCCUGGAGCCUGCUUCAGACUUGGAUUCUGUAUCUCCCUCUUUCUCUGCCCCUCCCCUGCUGGCACUUUGUCUCUCUCUCUUUCUCUCUCUCUUUCUCUCUCACAAAAAUGAAUAAAUGUUAAAAAAAAAAAAAAAAAAAAAAAGGUCUGUUCUCCUUUCAGAAUCACAGUCACAAUCAGGACUAACCUUUUAUUUCUGAUUUCACUCCACUCAGAAGUGCCUAUUACGCAUUAUGCUUUGCCUUUCAGGAGGUGCUGAGGGAAAUUUACUCAAAUGUUUAAAACUGAGAAGUGUUGAAAAUAUAAAGAAGUUGUAAAACUCUUGUUUUAGCUGGAUCCACCACCCUACAUCCCACUUUUAAGAAGACUAAAGUUGGGGCGCCUGGCUGGCUCAGUUGGAAGAGCGUGCAAAUCUUGACCUUGGGGUCGUGAGUUCAAGCCCUAUGUUGGGAGUAGAGAUGACUUCAAAAACAAAAAAACUGAAGAACCUGCAAAAGUCUUACACUGUUGUUUUUAGUUGGACUUCCUCCCCACUUGUCACCUAGAGAAGCACUCAAAAUCCAAAUUCCUAAGGAAUACUGAAAAUGGGAUAGAAAACAAAGACGCCGACCUGGAAAUAAAAGUUGGUAAUAGCAUUUGGGUUACUUAGAGUGUAAGUCAGCACCAGAAAUGUAGUGUGAUGUAUAAAAGCAUACCCCAGGGGCGCUUCGGUGUGGCUCAGUGGGUUGAGCGUCUGACUUUGGCUCAGGUCAUGAUCUCAUGGUUUGGGAGUUCAGCCCUGCAUCGGGCUCUAUGCUGACAGUGCAGAGCUGGGAGCCUGCUUCAAGUUCUGUGCCUCCCCCUCCCUCCCUGCCCGUCCCCUGCUCACGCUCUCUCUGUCCCUCUCUCUCUCUCUCAAAAAUGAAUUAUACAUCACACUACAUUUCUGGUGCUGACUUAUACUCUAAGUAACCCAAAUGCUGUUACCAUCACAGGGCUCGAACUCACAGACACGAGAUCAUGACCUGGUGUCUUCAGGUGUGGUGACGGGAACGUCAGUGCCAGUUGCUUGGUAGACACUGGUGUCUGCUGAGCUAAUAUGCAAUAAGGGCAAAGGUCUAGAGAGAGAUUCAACAAAGGGCUAAGUUCCAAAAAAAGGACCCUGGAAAAAAAUCUUGUUCUUUUACACAUUUCUUGGCUUGUAAGGAUCCGUCAAACUUUUUUUUCUGGGAUCCAUUCCUGCCCCAGUUUAAAACACACCGUUUUUUCACUGGAAAAAAAUUUCAGUUUGUACAAAAUAAAACAUUUUUUAAUUCGUACAAGCAAACGUGACCUAGGCCAUUGCUUUGGGAGGCAGCUUGUUAAUCACCACCAAGUCCCACAGAUUGCCACUGAGAUUCCCCCAUGCUGAGUUUAGUGGAUACCGGUUACUUUGUUCCUCUGUGAAUGUAACUUCUUAUGAAGGGGGAGGGGCAGGAGGGUGUGGGGAGUCUGUGCUUAAAAAUUACCAAGUGUUACAAUAGGUUAGAGUUUCUGAAGCUUAAAACUCUUUCUUUAGAAAGAACAUCUAUUAAUACAGUUUCUAGUUAUGAGGGCUAAGGUCUAAAGGACAAACCAAAGGAAUGACAGGGGAAGGGGAUUUAGGGCUAACAGGUGGUCCCCAGACAUAUUGGCUGGAAUAGAGUUCACAGCCAAAGUGUCAUAUGUGGGUGUUACUGUGUUUUCCUCAUCCAUGCUCUCUGUAGGGAGUCAUUCUGGAACAUGCAUAGUUCUAGCUAUGGCCAUAAGAAGUGACUUCAACAAGACCUUCAGAAGAAUAGCCCGGCUCUUUUACUGGUUCCCCAAAUCACUGACCUGCUCAAAGAAUCGGAAAUCCAAGUUGGUCUGGAGCCAAGGUAGAGGUAAGUUUUCUCAAGCUAAUGCUUCAUUACAGAUACUUUUUUUCUGUUAGUAGUGUGGGGCCUCCCUCAACUAUGGAGAAAAAAACAAAGCUCUUAAGGCAUUAUUUAACAUGGUCAUUUGAGAAAAAACAGAGAAAAUGAAAGCGAUUUGAAGGUGAGAGAUUAAAAACCAUGAACAUUUCUGUAAUUCCAAUUUUAUGCUUCGUAGGCAUUUAAGUUCAGAAAAGUUUUCUAGAGAAAGGUGGAGAAUGUUUAGCUUUAAAAAAAAGUAACAAAAAUAGCUUUUAUUUUCAAUGAACCUUAAUUUGCUUGUAGAAUUAAAAUCCUUCAGAACAAACAGAAAAGAAUGAUUAAAUGAGUUUCUCCUUUUCCUAGAAAACUAAAAAGGUCA
Messenger RNA from Panthera uncia (snow leopard), 7379 nucleotides. It is a transcript of the gene TBK1, whose product is annotated as TANK binding kinase 1. Lineage: Eukaryota; Metazoa; Chordata; Mammalia; Carnivora; Felidae. Bases 307 to 2496 code for a protein of 729 amino acids. The transcript is spliced from 21 exons. Gene Ontology annotation, biological process: peptidyl-serine phosphorylation. Gene Ontology annotation, molecular function: protein serine/threonine kinase activity; ATP binding. The record is from RefSeq and is a predicted model, not a curated record. Gene Ontology annotation, cellular component: cytoplasm.